Molecule: messenger RNA, 3728 nt
Organism: Aphanomyces invadans
Lineage: Eukaryota; Oomycota; Saprolegniomycetes; Saprolegniales; Verrucalvaceae
Exons: 2
Coding region: 83-3604 (1173 amino acids)
Biological process (GO): transmembrane transport
Cellular component (GO): membrane
Molecular function (GO): ABC-type transporter activity; ATP binding; ATP hydrolysis activity
Source: RefSeq, a predicted model, not a curated record
CCUAGGUGCAUCUUGGAACAAUUGUGCGCCGCGAGCCGGCGGCCGAGCAUUUCUUCUUUAGCGCGGACAUCGACAGUUUGGGAUGGCCAAGUAUCAGUCGCUGGCAGUCUCGGACAAGGCGUCGAUACAGCACCAUCGACACCCCGCCGACACGGCGAACGUGUUCUCGAAGCUCUUUUACACGUGGGCGACACCGUUGCUGCGACUCGGCAACGAACGGCAGUUGGACCCGUCCGACAUUUGGUCGCUGCAAGAAGAGAACCAAUGCAGCCACGUGAACAAACAGUUCGAGCCCAAGUUCCGCACGUCGAGGUCGCUCAUGUGGUCCAUCGCGGCCACACACGGGUGGCGCUUUGCCGUCGUCGGCGCCAUGCAAGUGUCGACGGUGUGCUGCACAUUGUACGGCCCGGUCGUGCUCAAAGAGAUCUUGUCCGCGAUUGAGUCGCACGAGUUUGACUUGCCGUCCAUCUUGAAGUUGAUCGCGUCUCUCUGUCUGGUCAAUGUGUUCCAGGCGCUUGUGUCGUCGCACGCCAACUUGCAAAACCAGCUCGUGGCCGUCCAAAUCACGUCGGCGCUCCAGUACCUCCUCUUCCAAAAGUCGCUCGCGUUGAGCACGACGAGCCGUCGGGACAAGACUGCCGGCGAAAUCGCCAACCUCUUCUCGAACGACAUCACGUGGAUCAUGAACUUUGCCUUGUUUGCGAACCAGCUAUGGCUCGUGCCCAUCCAAAUCGUCGCCACCAUCUACAUGUUGUACGCUGUCAUCGGGUGGGCGACGUUUGUGGGGAUGGCCGUUGUACUCGUCACGCUGUUUGGGAACCAGCUUCUUGGCAAGUACCAGCAUGCGGCGUUCGAGGAGCUCAUGGCGAACAAGGACAUUCGAAUGAAGUCGAUCCACGAAGUGUUUGGAGCGAUGCAAAUCCUCAAGCUAAACGCAUGGGAAGAGAAGUUUGGCGACAAGAUUGCCCAUGAGCGCAACGCCGAGCUCGAGUCGUUGUGGAAGGUGUUUGUGUUUGCUGGCGUGAGCACCACGACAACGUAUCUCGGGCCGGUAGUUGUCACGGUUGGCGCCUUUGUCACGUACGCGCUUGCGAUGCACGAAAUGCUGACGGCGACCAAAGUCUUUACGGCGCUGACGCUGUUCAACCUGCUCAAGUUCCCCAUGAGCAACCUCCCGUACAUCGUGACCAACCUCAUGCAAGCCCUUGUCGCUGUCAAGCGCAUGAUGGAAUUCCUCGACUUGGACGAGAAGAACCCGACGGUGGUAUGGACGCCCGCGACCGCACCGGCGGCAAAUGUAGAGCGCUAUGCCGAAGACAACCUCGACAUUGUCGUCGAAAACGCCAAUCUGGGCUGGGAUGCUGCCAAGCCGCUCUUCACGGACGUCAACUUGACCGUGAAGCGAGGCCAGCUCGUUGUCGUCCAUGGCGCGGUCGGCGAAGGCAAGUCGUCGCUGUGUGCGGCGCUGCUCGGCGAGCUAGACAAAUUCAAAGGGUCCAUCUUUGUGGGCGGCCGCGUCGCGUACUUUUCGCAGCAAGCGUGGAUCCAAAACAUGACGAUUCGGGAAAACAUUUUGUUUGGAAAGCCGUACGACCGCGUCAAGUACGCCAACGUGUUGGAAGCGUGCUACGACCGGCGCGACUCGGACAAGCUGUCGGACGAGCCGUCGGUGGUUCUGGCGCCCUCAAGCGACGUGCUGGUAGCUCCUUUGACCCCCGUUCCAUCCCCGCUGAAAGGACGUCCAUUCACUCCGUUGGCAGAAUCGGCUGCGUCCACGUUCGAAGAAGACAUGCCGUCUGGUCGCCUGGUACUGGAGGAAGCCCGAUCGAAAGGGCACGUGUCAGCCUCGGUGUACUGGACGUACUUGGAGGCCAUGGGGGGCUGGCCGGUGUUUCUGUACUGGUUGGUGGUGUUGGCACUGUGGCAAGGGCUCUCCGUCGCGGGGGACUUGUGGUUGAGUGCGUGGAGCAGCUCGGCGGCUACAACCAACCCGGACGAGUUCCAGGCCAACACCCCCUUCAACCUGACCAUGUACGCAUCGUUGGCCAUGGUCGGUGCCCUCAUGACCAUCUUUCGGACGCUGUCCGUGUACGGCUCGGGGCUGCGCGCGUCCCGUCGGUUGUUUGAAACCAUGACGCAAGCAUUGCUGCGCGCGCCCAUGUCAUUCUUCGACACAACGCCCCUUGGCCGCAUCCUGAAUCGGUACUCGAACGACUUGAACACUGUCGACACGACCAUUCCGUUUUGCCUGUCGGGGCUCCUCGGCGCCAUCACAAAUGCCGUUUUUGCGCUCGGGACCACGUUCUGGAUGAUCCAGUACCUGGGCCUCGUUGCGCUGCCGCUCCUGUACGCGUACGUGGCGAUCGGGAGAUAUUAUAUUCAACCGGCGCGCGAAAUGGAGCGCGUCAACAAAACCACCAAGUCGCCGCUUCUUACACUGAUCUCGGAAGAUAUUGAAGGCGGCGUCGUGAUUCGGGCCUUUGGCGCGAACCAAGUGCGCCGGUUCCAGCGCAUGCACUGCACCAACGUCGACAAAAACAACGAAGCAACGUACGCCGCCCAAAUCGUCACCCAAUGGUUCUCGCUGCGCAUGCAGCUCACGAGCGCCGUGAUGCUGUUCCUCAUUGCAACGUCCCUCGUCGUCAUGCGCGAGCAACUCAACGCGGGCUUGAUCGGCCUCGCCCUCAACUACACUUUCACCCUCCUCAGCUACUUUGAAUGGUGUAUCUCGGUCAUCUCGCAGCUCGAGACGGCCAUGGUCGGUCCCGAGCGCAUGGCAGAAUACACGAAUGUGGCGCCGGAACCGCCCCGCGUGAUUGCUGGCGCGGUUGCCAAAGACUGGCCGACGAAAGGCGACAUCGCGUUCGACAAGAUGGCAUUCCGGUACAAGGACAACGACCCGCUCGUCCUCAAGGACGUGAGUGUGCACAUCGAGUCGGGCGAAAAGGUCGGGAUCGUCGGUCGCACGGGCGCCGGCAAGUCGAGCUUGACCAUGGCCCUCUUCCGCAUCAACGACCUGGCGGCCGGCAGCAUCAAGAUCGACGGCGUCGACAUUGCGCGCGUCGGCGUCAAGACGCUGCGCAGCAGCAUCGCCAUCAUCCCGCAGACCCCCGUGCUGUUCAAGGGGACGCUGCGCAACUACCUGGACCCGUUCGGCGAGUACUCGGACGCGAAUCUGUGGGGGUGUUUGCAAAAGGUGCGUCUGGCGGACCGCAUCGCGGGCGUCGACGGCAAGCUGGACAGUCCCGUGGAAGAGAACGGCGAGAACUUUAGCGUGGGCGAGCGGCAGAUGCUGUGCAUGGCGCGGGCGCUGCUGCGGCAGGCGCGCAUCGUCGUCAUGGACGAAGCCACGGCCGCCAUCGACCAUGAGACGGACCAGAACCUGCAGCGCGUGAUCCGCACCGAGUUUGCGUCGUCGACGGUGCUCACGAUCGCGCAUCGUCUCGACACGGUCUUGGACGCGGACCGCAUCCUCGUGUUUGACCAGGGGCGGUUGGUGCAGUGCGACUCGCCGGCCGCGUUGGUCGGGGCGGGCGCCGGCAUCUUUUUUGAGUUGUGCCAAGAGGGCGGGUACUUGGACAAGGUCGCCCAGCACGUAGAGUAAAUAGGACGGUAGUUGGAAGCGGUGGAUCUUGAAUUCCUUUUGGCUUUUCCUACCAGCGAGUUGUGUGCGAUGUUGGAGCGUAAACUGCGAGGUCCAUGAAAGCAAAUGGGCUGGCCAGUGCAGG